Messenger RNA from Euleptes europaea (tarantolino), 966 nucleotides. Its product is annotated as retinol dehydrogenase 14-like. The record is from RefSeq and is a predicted model, not a curated record. NCBI's taxonomy places the organism in Eukaryota, Metazoa, Chordata, Lepidosauria, Squamata, Sphaerodactylidae. Bases 1 to 966 code for a protein of 321 amino acids. The transcript is spliced from 6 exons.
AUGCCGCCGGCCCGGGCGCUCUUGGCCGGCCUGGCCCUGCUGCUGCUGCUGCUGCUGCGGGCGCGGCGGAGGCGCACGUGGCGGCCCCGCGCCUGCCCGGUGGACCUGCGCGGCAAGACGGCCCUGAUCACCGGGGCCAACAGCGGGAUUGGCAAAUGCGUCGCUCUCGACUUGGCGCGCAGGAACGCACGCACCAUCCUGGCCUGUAGGGACCAAGCCAAGGGGCAGGCUGCGCUGGACGAGAUCCGCAGGGCGGCCGGCAACCCCAAUGUGGACCUGCGUCUGCUGGACGUCAGCUCUGUGGCCUCCGUCCGAGAGUUUGCCAGGCGGUUCCUGCAGGAGGAGCGCCGGCUGGACAUCCUGGUCAACAACGCGGGAAUCACAGGCUUGCCAGUCACACCCACCGCUGAGGGUCUGGAGCUGAUGUUUGCCACCAACGUCCUGGGCCCCUUCCUGCUCACCAACCUGUUGCUGGGCAUUUUAAAGGCCUCCGCCCCGGCACGGAUCGUUAAUGUCUCCUCCUUCGUGCACCACAAGGGGACCGUCAACGUCAAGUUCUUGACCGGUGAGGAGUGGCCGAAAAGCUUCAGCCAGGCCUACAACAGCUCCAAGCUCAUGAACGUGGUCUUCACCAUUGAGCUGGCCAGGCGGCUGCAGGGCACAGGGGUGACUGUCAAUUCCCUGAACCCGGGGGUCGUCAAGACGGGCAUCAUGCGCCAUUUCCACUGGGCGAUCCGCCUGCUAUACAACAUCUGCGGCAUCUUUAUGCAGUCAGCAGAAGAGGGUGCCGUCAGCACACUGUACUGCGCCGUCUCCAGGGAAGUCGAGGGCAUCACAGGCAGGUACUUUGACAGCGACUGCAGCCUGGCGCUGCCUUCUGACCGUGCCCAAGACCCAGGUGUCUCCCGAAAACUCUGGGAUGCCAUGGAGCAGCUGACCGGCCUUGGGAACGGCGAGACCAAGUGA